AACAACUUUUCCCUUAGCGAAAAUGUUGUCCGAGACUUGGUUGAGGAGAUAUUAACAGAAAACCCCGAUCAAUCAGAGCGCGAGUAUACCAUUGGAGCGGCCGUGGUAGCAAAGGCUACGAGCUAAGCGGCCGCGUCCAAUGUCCUUCGAUGCACGUCGAGUCACUUGUUCGCGUACGAGCACGGCCGUUUAGCACAUAGCCUUCGCUACCGCGGCCGCUCCAACGGUAUACGCGCGCUCUGAUUGGUCAGUGUUUUCCGUUAAUAUCUCCUCAACGAAGCCUCGGACAACAUUUUCGCUAAGGAAAAAGUUGUUUCAAAUCACCACCUGAACCACCCCUUUCAAGGUAUUACAACAUUUUUGGAACACCCUGUAUACUUAUGUGGUAAAUUUAAUAUUUAUUAUUAAAAAAUAUUUAAAACGUAAUUUAUGUAAUAUAAUAAUUUACAAUAUACGUUUUUAGAACAAUUUUUGUACUAAACAAAUGAUACCUGUUUGAAAUAAAUGAAAUUCAGAAACAAAAAAUUAUUGAUUGUUGAUAACAGGUGCUGGGCUCCACGGAUAAUGUCUGUGGAUCACUCCUUGUUUCGGGAGCCGUAUCACUUCUUCACAUUUGUGGCGCUGAUAUCAAUUUUACAAGAAUCAGUGAAGAAUACUACAUGCUGGUGCGCCGUAUUUCCGGUGGGAACAUCAAAAUCCAUAAUCGAACACGGGUUUCAAUUUGACACGUGUUACGAACAAGGCGAAGAGGACUGUCGCCAAUUGUGCAUCGCUGUGGCGAAAUCGAUGGAGGCCAGAGCGCCGGAUAUAAUUUGUGAAAAUCUGAUUACCACAAUGAAUCUAGAGGUCGAGUUGUAUUCAAAAGCCUGUAACGCAACGGCAUGGAAGUCCACGGAAUUGAAAGGAAAAAAUCGAAUCUGUUGUAUUGAGGGGAUAUCGAUACCGUGCACCGAGGAUCGAGAAUCAAUCGAUCAAUCAUUCCGAACCGCGCUUUUCGCGUAACUCCUCGAUCAGUCCUCCUUUUGAAAUUUGUCAAUAUUAGUAUUUUAGUCGAUUGUUCUUCACUAGAGCAAGAACAUAAUUUGGUAAGAAAAUGUAAUUGUGUUCUCGGAAUUUCAACCAUCAUUCAACCUUGUUAUCUGUAUUUUUGAUCAAGUUUCGUCUAGGAAUAAA
This is a messenger RNA of Hylaeus anthracinus, 1173 nucleotides long. RefSeq lists its product as uncharacterized. NCBI's taxonomy places the organism in Eukaryota, Metazoa, Arthropoda, Insecta, Hymenoptera, Colletidae. Bases 505 to 1002 code for a protein of 165 amino acids. The transcript is spliced from 4 exons. The record is from RefSeq and is a predicted model, not a curated record.